Neofelis nebulosa (Clouded leopard) is the source of this 1441-nucleotide messenger RNA. RefSeq names its product olfactory receptor 1K1. Gene Ontology annotation, molecular function: olfactory receptor activity; G protein-coupled receptor activity. Gene Ontology annotation, cellular component: membrane. The record is from RefSeq and is a predicted model, not a curated record. Gene Ontology annotation, biological process: G protein-coupled receptor signaling pathway. NCBI's taxonomy places the organism in Eukaryota, Metazoa, Chordata, Mammalia, Carnivora, Felidae. Bases 147 to 1097 code for a protein of 316 amino acids. The transcript has a single exon.
UGCCUGACUCCAUACCCACAAUUUUCCCUGUUGACAGGAAGCCUUGAGCAAUUUAGCCACCCUUCACCCUUUUCCUUUGAAGCUGGGGAGAUGACCCAUCAGUAAAAAGGAACCCCUGGGGUCUUAGGUGAAGAACCAGCCCGGCCAUGGAUGCUACCAAUGAGUCUUCAGAGGGAGCCCCAUUCAUCCUGCUGGGACUGACAACAAGUCCUGAACAGCGGCGGCCUCUCUUUGGGUUAUUCUUGGUCCUGUACGUAGCAGGCAUCCUGGGUAAUGGACUCAUCGUGGCCGCCAUACGGGCCAGUCCAGCCCUUCGUGCACCCAUGUACUUCCUGCUGGCCCAUCUGUCCUUUGCUGACCUCUGCUUUACCUCCGUCACUGUACCCAAGAUGUUGACCAACUUGUUGGCCCAUGACCGCUCCAUCUCCGUGGCUGGCUGUCUGACCCAGAUGUACUUCUUCUUUGCCCUGGGUGUAACCGAUAGCUGUCUCCUGGCUGCCAUGGCCUAUGACCGCUAUGUGGCCAUCCGCCACCCCCUCCACUAUGCCACAAGGAUGUCCCGGGCCGUGUGCAAAGCCCUGGUGGGGAACGCAUGGCUGGUGUCCCACGUCCACUCCCUCCUGCAUAUCCUGCUUAUGGCCCGCCUGUCCUUCUGUGCCUCCCACCAUGUGCCCCACUUCUUCUGUGACCACCAGCCUCUCUUAAGGCUCUCGUGCUCUGACACCCGCCACAUCCAGCUGCUCAUCUUCACUGAGGGUGCCGCGGUGGUGGUCACUCCCUUCCUGCUCAUCCUUGCCUCCUACGGGGCCAUCGCAGCUGCGGUGCUCCGGCUGCCGUCAGCCUCUAGGAGGCUCCGGGCUGUGUCCACCUGUGGCUCCCACCUGGCAGUGGUGAGCCUCUUCUAUGGGACAGUCAUUGCAGUGUACUUCCAGCCCACAUCUCGGUAUGAGGCAGAGCGGGGCCGUGUGGCCACUGUCAUGUACACCGUAGUCACCCCCAUGCUAAACCCUGUCAUCUAUAGCCUCCGGAACCGUGACGUGCAGGGGGCACUCCGAGCCCUCUUCACUGGGCGGAGGAUCUCAGCUGGCGACUCCUAAGGCCUAGACCUCACCAAGCACAGGCUACAUCACCCACGGUGACAACUCAUGAAUGUGAUCAUCUGUUCUAUGCUUUUUUCCAAAAUGACAAUAACAGCUAUCACUUUCCAGGCACCCACACCGUGAAGCAGAGCUUUGCCUGAUCUUACGUGAUUCCCACAAAAACCAGGGAAGCGGUUGUUAUGAUCCCGUUUCAUAGAGGAGGAAACUGGAUUCAAAGAGAAGAACUGACUUUCCCAAGCUUACAUAAUUUUUAGGUGGCAGAGCUUGGACCCUUUCUGCCACAUCAUUCCCUCUUCCAACAUUCACUCCCAGGCACUUAGGGAGUCCGCUAUCAUUUUCUG